AGAGAUAAUUUAAACCCUAGCUGACAUUUACGCGUUUUUCUUUUUCUGAAGCAGAGAGUUAGAGUAGCAGUGUAGAGAUAAACCCUGAUUAAUUCUCUCACUCUCUCUUCUCUUCUCGCUCUCUUCUUCUGUUUUUUGGUUGUUUUUAAGCUCUCGUUUCGCUUCUCUGCUUGCUGUUUGUGCUCUCGCCGUUGGAUCGAUCAACUUAUCUGUCAAAGUUGGGUUUUUGGUGUGAAUUUGACUGGAUUUUCGUGUGUAGCUGCUUCAAAAAUCUUUGCGCUCUUGUUUAAUUUUUCCUAUUGUCUGGCAACGUAGAAAUCUAGAAGGCACUAUAUUUGAAGUUUUGCAGCUUUAGAAAAUGAUUGCUGCACAAAGUGUUGUGCCAAAGCAGAAGUUAAAGAUUAAAUUCCCUUCUCAGAGGAUAGAAGCAAUUCCUGCGCCACAAUCUUUUGAGUGUGGGCAACAACUGAGCAGUUCUUUUGAUGGAAAAAAGGCUUCAUCUGCUGGAAAUUCGAAAGAGACUUCUGGUGCUUACAAGCGUAGACCUGAAGGGGUGAUUGUGGGUGGUCCUCAGGAGAAACGACGAAAGAUGGACCGUGGCAUGACUCAGCAGUGUUCUGCCCUACUGAAGGCACUGAUGAAACAUCCAGCUGGUUGGGUUUUCAAUGAACCAGUGGAUCCUAAAGCAUUAAACAUUCCUGAUUAUUUUACAAUAAUUAAAAGCCCCAUGGACUUGGGUACGAUUAAGUCCAAGCUAGUGAAGAAUACUUAUCUUGGCAUUCAAGAGUUUGUGGCCGAUAUUAAACUGACUUUUUCUAAUGCCAUGUUGUAUAAUCCUCCUUCUAAUAAUGUUCAUAAAAUGGCGGAAGAAAUGAAUGAGUUUUUUGAGGCCAGAUGGAAAUCUUUGGAGGAAAAAUGGAAUCAAGAAAAUUUUAAGGUUGGGCAUGGAAAAAUUUUGAGUGUACGACUGAAAGAUGUUAAUGAGGGAAGACAGAGUUGUCCUAAAACACAGCUAUCCCGAAAUAGCUCUUUUCCGAAGAAGUUGAAGCCAUCUGAGGAGAAGGUUGUGAAGGUACCUUUGAAUGCAAAAGCAACCGAGGUUGAGCUUCCUAAAGCGGCACAGAACUGUGUGAACAAGUAUUCUGGAAAAAACCUACAAAAAGGCACCAGUAGUGGUAGUGGUAGUGGUGGGCGUGCUCAUGGGUCUGCCAAUACCAAGCCACCAUUGAGCCCAGCUGCCUGCAAAUGCAGUUCAUGUGGUAGCAUUAAGUGUCAAUGUAGCCUUCCAAGUGUUUCAAACCAUGCAUCUUCAAGCGAUGUAACUUCAGAAAGAUCAUUGGUUGGAGAUCUUAGAGUGUGUAGUGCUGUUGCCUCUAAAUUGGAUUGCCAGGCAAAAAGCACAUCGACAUCACAAACGAGCAAGUCUGAUCCAGAUUCUGAUGGUGCUGUAAGUGCUUUGGAUGAUGAGAAUGUCUGUCCUAGUUCUCAACUGACAACUCCUGCAACAGAUGCUGCUUCUGAUGAAGGAUUGUUAACUCCUAUUUUUGAGGCACAAAUGUCACCAGAGAAGGCUCUCCGUGCUGCAAUGCUGAAAAGGCGCUUUGCAGAAACCAUUUUGAAAGCUAAGCAGAAGACACUACUUGAUCAUGGUGACAAAGCUGAUCCAGUGAAGAUGCAGCAGGAAAAGGAAAAUUUGGAAAGAAGGCAGCGUGAAGAAAAAGCAAAAAUUGAAGCUCAGGUCAGAGCUGCUGAAGCUGCAGCAAAAAUGAAGGCAGAGGUUGAGUUGAAGAAGCAACGAGAAAGAGAAAGAGAAGCUGCUCGAAUAGCAUUGCAAAAGAUGGAAAAAACAGCUGAGAUUGAAUUGAAUCUGGAGAUUUUAAAAGAACUUGAGAUUCUGAGUGGUAAAAGUGGAUCUGAAAAGUUGAUUGGAGCAUAUGGAGGAACUCGUGUCAAUCCACUGCAUCAACUGGGUUUGUUCAUCAAAGACGAGUAUUUGGAAGACGACGACGAUGAGACAGUUCUGAAUGAAGACGGGGAAGAGGGAGAAAUACUGUCAUAAAUAUUGAUUGCAGUCUUAUUUGUUCCAGCUCCAUGUGAAUGCUUGUUCUCUAGUGAGACCAAAAAAGGGAAAAAAGAUUAGUAUCGUUUGUAAAUGAAGUAUUUUUGUCGGAAAGUGGACAUUUGUAAUCAAAGACGUAUAUAUUCAUAUAGAAAAAGAUGAAGAUAUUCUAGUUUCCAUCAAA
Messenger RNA from Durio zibethinus, 2243 nucleotides. Its product is annotated as transcription factor GTE12-like. The record is from RefSeq and is a predicted model, not a curated record. Lineage: Eukaryota; Viridiplantae; Streptophyta; Magnoliopsida; Malvales; Malvaceae. Gene Ontology annotation, molecular function: protein binding.